Acyrthosiphon pisum (pea aphid) is the source of this 2652-nucleotide messenger RNA. Its product is annotated as vigilin-like. The transcript is spliced from 14 exons. The coding region runs from base 284 to 2620 and encodes 778 amino acids. The record is from RefSeq and is a predicted model, not a curated record. Gene Ontology annotation, molecular function: mRNA binding. NCBI's taxonomy places the organism in Eukaryota, Metazoa, Arthropoda, Insecta, Hemiptera, Aphididae.
UAAAGCUAGAAGCAAUUUAAUCAAAAUACGUGGUUUAAAUGAUAAUGUUAAUAAAGCAUUUAAGUCUUUAACUAAAUUGGCAAAAGAAUUAGAUAAAGCCAACUAUGUAUUAGAAAUUUCCGUUCUUAAACAAUUUCACAAGCUUGUUAUAGGAAAAGGAGGAGCUAAUAUUAAAAAGAUUAGAGAAGAAACUGAUACUAGAAUUGAUUUGCCUCGUGAAGGUGAAAAUAGUGAUACCAUCAAAGUCUUGGGUAAUAAAGAAAAUGUCUUAAUUGCUUGCGAUAUGAUAAAGAAAAUAACCAAUGAAAUGGGAGAUAUUGUCACUAAAGAAAUAGUCUUAGGAAAUGUUAAAGUACGCAAUGUUAUUGUAAAUCUUGGGAAUAAGUUUAUUCAAUCCAUCAAAGAAGAUUGUGGUGGUAUUGUAUCAUUAAAGUUACCAGCUGCUAAAGGUGAUAAUACUAUAGUCAUCAAGGGACAAGAAGAUGAUGUAGACAAUACUAUCGCACAAAUUCAGACAAUGGUAGACGAAUUCCAUACAUCAGUUAUUGAUCUAAAAGUGAAGCCAGAAUUUCAUAAAUAUUUGAAUAGAGAAAAACGUGCUAACAUUAAAAGAAUUCGAGAUUUAACAAAUACAAGAAUAAUAUUCCCAAUAGAUACUGAUUCAGUUAAUGAAAAUAUAACUAUAGUUGGUAAAAAAGAAAAUGUACACAAGGCAAAAUUAGAAUUUGAGGCUAUGAUAACUGAUAUUAGUAAUGUUAUUGGAAACUGUGUAGAAAUAAAUGAAAAGUAUCAUAAAAGUAUUGUGGCUAAAUUUGGAGAAUUUUCACAUAAGUUGGAAGAAGAAUGUGGUGGUGUAAAGAUAUCAUUCCCAAAACCUGGAGGAGGAGAUAAAGUUGUACAUAAAGGUAGCAAAGCAAAUGUUGCUAUUGCAAAGCAGACACUUUUAGACCAUUCUAAAGUUUUGGAAAAUACAAUUAAAGUUGAAGUUAAUGUUGAUUCUAAGUAUCAUCGUUACUUUGUUGCAAGGCGUGGUGAAAUUAUUAAUAGAAUCAUUGAUGAUUGUAAUGGAGUAUCUAUAACAUUCCCUAAAUUAGCUUCUAGUAAUGAUGUUGUUAUAAUCAAGGGUGACAAAACUAAUGCCGAAGACGCAAAGCGUAAAAUUAAAGAAAUUGUUAAAGAUUUGGAAAAUAUUAUUGAAGUUACUAUGAGUGUUCCUCCCAAACAUCACCGACAUUUUGUUGCUCGCCGUGCUGAAGUUAUUAAUCAAAUUAGUGCAGAAUAUAAUGGAGUUAAUGUAUCAUUCCCACAAGUUAAUUCAAAUUCUAGUGAAGUUUUAAUUAAAGGCCACAAAGAUUUUGUUGAAAAAGUCAAAAAUAAAAUCAAUAAUAUUGUCAUUGACUUGGAACAACGUAUCACCGUUGAAGUUAGUAUACCUCAAAGGAUGCAUAGAGUUUUAAUGAGAAAUCGAGAUUUAUUGGAAGGAUUAAGACGAGAUUUAGAUGUUUGGAUUAAGUUUCCUGAAAAACCUACAGAAGACCAGUUUAAUCACAAGCAAGAGGAUGUUAAUGUUGUAGAAGAUACUGAUGAAAAAUGUGCGCCUAGUGUCAAUGACAUAGUUACAAUCUCUGGAAAAUCUGAAAAUUGUGAACGUGCUAAACAAAUAUUAAUUGAUAAUAUACCAAAAACUAUUGACUUAAAUGUACCAUCAGAAUAUCAUAGAUCAUUGAUUGGUUCUAAGGGUGUCACAAUCCGGAAGUUUAGUGAUGAUUAUAAUGUCCAGAUUAAAGUUCCAAACCAAGAACAAAAUUCUGAUAUUAUAAAGAUUACUGGGAUGCAAAAGGAUAUUGAUGAAGUAGUUGCAGCCAUUAAAGAAGAAAUGAGGUUAUAUGAUGCUGAUAAAAAAGAUAGACAGUUGCGCUCAUAUGAAAUUCAGAUGACUAUUGAACCAGAAUUCCAUCCUAUGAUAAUUGGUAAAAAAGGAGACACUGUUCGUAACUUACAUAACAAAUAUGGUGUUCAAGUUAAUCUGCCCAGAAGAGGUGAAGGAAUCAAUGAAAACAUAGUGACAGUUGUUGGUUACCAACAAAGUGCUGAAGCAGCAAGGGAUGAAAUUCAAGAAAUGGUUAAUAAACUGAAAAAUGUUUGCAAGGAAAUGAUUUAUAUCGACAGUAGAAUUCAUUCAAGAUUGAUCGGUUCUCGAGGACGUAAUAUUUCACAAAUUAUGGAUAAAUAUCAUGUAGAUAUAAGAUUUUCGAAAUCUGACAGUUGUAAUCCAGAUUUGGUAGUUAUAUAUGCCCGUGAGGAUGCCACCCAGGAUGAUGUCUUAGAUUGUAUGGAUUAUUUAGAAAUGAUUCAACAAGACUAUAUGGCAGACUUGGUAGAAAAUGAAGCAAGAGCAAACUUGAAACCAAAAACUGAGAGCCAAUCUGUCCCCAAUGGUAAUCAUAACUUGCAAGGAGGUGCUGGAUUUUUUAUGGGUAAUGGAGCACCAUGGGAAAAAGCUCAUCCAGAUACAAAUAGCACCAGAGAUUUUCCAUCUUUUGCGGUUAUUGCGACGUCUGCUAAUACUGAUGGGACAGAUAAGACUAACCUUCCAAGUUGGGGAAGUGGACGUCAUUAAUUAUUUUCAAUCAAAAUUAUUGUUUCCAAUAA